CUCUUCCAAGCGCAACCUCGUCAUCCUCACUUUAGUAGCUUGUCGCGAUACUGGCAUCCGAGUACAAAUUCUGAGCAGCAAAAAUUCGGAGUUUGAAAUUAAUACGCCGGCAUUACCACAUCCUGACGUGCUGCGCGCGCACCUUUCCUGGUCCUGCCCCAAACUCUGCGCUCCUCAGCGCCCUCAAGCGAAAGCAUCCAUCCGCCGCUGCCACCUAAAACCUCACCAUGGCCGAAUACUGGAAGUCGACGCCGCGGUACUGGUGCAAGCACUGCUCCAUGUACGUGCGCGACACGAAACUCGAGCGCACAAACCACGAAGCGACGGGAAAGCACCGAGGCGCCGUGGAGCGCGCCCUCCGCGACCUGCACCGGGGCCACGAGAAGCAGGAGAGGGAGAAGGAGAGGGCGCGGAGGGAGAUUGAGCGGCUGAACGGGGUCGUGACGGGCGGUGAGGGUGACAACAAAUACAAGAGCGGCAGGAGCGCACCGCCGGGACGGGGGCCGCCGCAAGAGGCAUCAUCUUCGUCGGGCAAGGAGCAGCGGCAGGCGCAGCUGGAGCAGCUGGCGGGGAUGGGCGUCAACAUACCCGACGAACUAAGGGGUCAGUUGGCGAUGGCGGGCGAGUGGACCGUCACCAAGACGAGGGUAAUUGACGACGGGGAGGGAAACGAGAGCGUGGCGCGCGGGGUGAGGAAGAGGGAGCUGGAGAAGACGGAGGAGGAGAAGGAGGAAGAGAAUGCCGUCAAUGGCCUGUUCAAGAAGCCAAGGAGGUGGGGGAUGGACACGAGGAUCGCGGGUGGGGAUGAUGGUGGUGAGCUGGAUGCGCUGCUGAGCGGGUCGAGUUUUGUGGUCAAGGGAGAGAAGAAGGAGGAGGAUGAAGAGGAGGCUGCAAAACCGCCACUCAAAGUUGAAGAUACGGAGAAGGGCCCUGAUUUGGAGGGAGCGCCGCAACAAGAAAAGCCCAACGUCGUCAAGGAAGAGGAGGACGUUGUCAAGAAAGAGCCCGCGGACGAGGCAUCCGCUCCACAUACAGCAGCCGAGGCUGCAGCUCCAGCAGUGGUUUUCAAGAAGAGAAAGCCGAAGAACAUUCGACAGAAGUGAUAAUAGCCGGCGGGUAUGACGUUUGUUACGAGUAAGAUGUUAAUCCGGACUUUAUCUGUCUACAAAACUCAUGGGCUAACGGGAGCAAGGGCGUGACAUUGGGAAAUUGCUUGCUUCUGAAGCCAGAGGAUGGCUUCAUACGACAUGCAUCAUCAUGCUCGUUUGUAUUGCGGAUGCAGCCUUGCAUGCAAUACCAGUGUCUAACCAGGUGAGAGACUGGGGCAUAUUGGUUGACACCUCCGUAUGGCAUUUACGGCCGUGUCCGGCGGAGCCGAUUACUUGUAUGAUUCUCAAGGCUCCAUCUACACGCAUGGAAGCACGGUCGAGGUCAAGCGACCCACGUAGAUGGUGCCACCCGACCCACGAGCUCACAACCGUCGUGGCACAGGAUGGCACAGAACCGACCCAAGUAGGCGGAUUCGCAGCUACACAGGACGAGUAUGGCCUGGCUUUGCCAUUGUUGAAGCUCUGGUGUUGCUUUCUCUGUAGACGCUUGGCGGCCUCCUGCGCUGUUCGGUACGAUGCGAAAAGGCGGGCGGUUUGAAACAUCUACCAUUUCCUGUGACAAUUGCGUGAGCUCUUUGCUGCCUUUUGUUGGAACCGGCCCUCGAGGUCUAGAUCUGUCAGUCUGGUGCGGUGACGACAUCUGUGUUGAGAGCAGGGGAACAUUUCACGGUGAACGGCACGAAGCACACUUUCGACCUCUCCGCCCGCGCAUUACAUUACACAAAUUUUCACCGCUGGGGUACUUGGCCGUACGGCAGUCAAGUGCUACAACAAGUUGCGCCCGCGGUAAAUUCCGAACCGAGAUCUCUUUUUACUUCACACAAACAAGGUGAUGCGGGCAGCCGACAUCGGCCUUGUCCUAGCAUGGCACAACGGAUACCGGGUAAUUUGUGUUCGGCUCUAACAAGUACUGCAUAAUGUUAGUAGGUUGGGUGGGUUUGGAUCAUCGACCAGCCAAGGCAUUUCCUUAGUCCCCCAACCAUUCGCGGUACAUUUGCCCUCCCCCAUAGCCAAGCAUUGCAUCUCACCCACUACCGUCGCCAGCCCAGGGCAAGGAAGCUUAGCGUCUUGGUCAUCCUUUGCCAUUAAGAAAGGCCCCACACGGAUCUACAAGCCGCUUCCGUCGGGUGGAGUUGAUCUAGUUCUGGAUAGUGGGGAUCGUCAGCCCAGCCUCCUCGCUCGUUUGCUUCUACCUCGGAGUUGGUUGCACCAGAUUGCCUCACUAGGCAAGCCUUACAAGCCAAUUGACAGCGAGAGCUGCGAUUGUAAGUUCCAUGACACGUCUGGCAACGGCCUAGCGAGUUACUACUCCAGUGUCUGUCUUAAAACAACCGUAGCCUGCUCCCAGUUACCUAGCAACCUGAGCUACCUAAGAUAGCUUGGAAGCUUCGUAGACAAAUUAUCGUGGGUUACGCAGCAGAAAGGUAUGUGUGAGCAAAAGAACCUCUAGGGCAGACCAAUCCCAUCCCUCGUUGUGUUUGUACGGAGUAGCUUGCACCUAGAGGGUGGUUGGGUGGCACAUCUGCAAGUGUGAAGUGUGGCGUUUGUUCGCCCCAUACACAACCAAGUUCAUCGAUUUUGUCGUACAAUCCGCGUCACUGGUCCAAACAUGUUUGUUUACUGCCUAGACCGUUUGUUUCUCUGUUUCCGUUUCAAGGGUCUGCUGGUACAACAAGAUAUUAGUCGCAUCCCUACAAUGUCUUGACUACCUACUCUAUCAAACUACCCGUCUCUGUAGAAUUUUUGUUCUGCUGGCUUUUCCGUCUCAAAUUUGUUGCAUAUGUAUUAGGUGGUCUUGUUGAGGGCAUAUCAAAUCAAGUAGUUCGUGAGUGCUUGGUUCUUUGCCCGAGAAUCUCAAGCCCGUCAUCACUGCCUACCUACCCAGCAAGUUGCAUGGGGAAUGCAUUUUUUUUGCCCAGUGGUUGCGUUUAACAUUCCGC
This is a messenger RNA of Pyricularia oryzae 70-15, 3049 nucleotides long. Its product is annotated as U1 zinc finger domain-containing protein. The transcript has a single exon. The record is from RefSeq and is a predicted model, not a curated record. Gene Ontology annotation, molecular function: zinc ion binding; RNA binding. Gene Ontology annotation, biological process: mRNA splicing, via spliceosome. The coding region runs from base 228 to 1103 and encodes 291 amino acids. NCBI's taxonomy places the organism in Eukaryota, Fungi, Ascomycota, Sordariomycetes, Magnaporthales, Pyriculariaceae. Gene Ontology annotation, cellular component: precatalytic spliceosome.